Messenger RNA from Vigna radiata var. radiata (mung bean), 4272 nucleotides. Its product is annotated as TMV resistance protein N. The transcript has 7 exons. NCBI's taxonomy places the organism in Eukaryota, Viridiplantae, Streptophyta, Magnoliopsida, Fabales, Fabaceae. Gene Ontology annotation, molecular function: ADP binding. Gene Ontology annotation, biological process: signal transduction; defense response. The record is from RefSeq and is a predicted model, not a curated record. Bases 144 to 3458 code for a protein of 1104 amino acids.
GUUAUGAUAGGUAAAUGGAGAAAGAAAAAGGAGAUAUUUCCACGUGAAGACUUUACUCUCAUCAGUUUCACAUUCAUCGUCAAAUUCAGGUUUGGUUUUGGAGAGCCCUAAUAAGUAAACAGUAAUCAGAGUAAGUUUUGUUGAUGGCUGUAAGAUCACAGUCCCAAGAAUUCACCUACGAUGUCUUCCUCAACUUCAGAGGCUCAGACACACGCUAUGGUUUUGCUGGCAAUCUCUACAAAGCUCUUGAUGACAGGGGAAUCCACACUUUCAUUGAUGAUGAGAAGCUUCAGGGUGGAGAUGAACUAGCACCAGCACUUGUCAAGGCAAUUCAAGAGUCCAGGAUUGCCAUCACUGUGCUUUCUCACACCUAUGCUUCUUCUUCAUUUUGUUUAGAUGAACUGGUUUACAUCCUUGACCGUGCUGAGGAAAAAAAGUUGCUGGUUUUGCCAGUUUUUUAUAACGUGGAUCCUUCUUUUGUGAGGCACCAAAAAGGAAGUUAUGGUGAAGCAUUGGCUAGGCAUGAGGAAAGGCUCAAAGCUGAUAAUAUUGAGAGGUUAAACCGUCACAUGGAGAAGUUGGAGAAAUGGAAGAUGGCUCUUCAUCAAGUAGCUAACUUGUCUGGCUUUCAUUACAAAUAUGGAGAAGGAUAUGAAUACAAGUUUAUUGGGAGGAUUGUUGAGCGGGUCUCUAGUGAGAUUAAUCGUGCUCCUUUACAUGUGGCGGAUUACCCGGUUGGAUUAGACUCACAAGUGUUAAAAGUAAUGAAUCUUUUGGAUGUAGGAUCUAAUGAUGGUGUCCACUUGAUAGGGAUCUAUGGAAUGGGAGGAGUGGGGAAAACGUCACUUUCUUCAGCAGUUUAUAAUUUGAUUGCUUGCCAUUUUGAUGGUUCCUGUUUUCUUCAAAAUGUGAGAGAAAAAUCACGCAAACACGGGUUAGAACAUCUUCAAAGCAUCAUUCUUUCCGAAAUACUUGGAGAUAAGAGAAUUAUGUUUGCAAGUGAGCAACAAGGAAUUUCAAGGAUACAACACAGGCUCCAAAACAAGAGGCUUCUUUUGAUUCUAGAUGAUGUGGACAAGCAUGAGCAGUUGCAGACACUUGUUGGAAGGCCUGACUGUUUUGGUCCUGGAAGCAAAGUCGUCAUCACCACUCGGGACAAACAACUGCUGGCAUCUCAUCAUGUUCAAAAAACAUAUAAGGUGAAAAAGUUAAAUAAGAACCAUGCUCUUCAAUUGCUUACAUGGAAAGUUUUCAAAUCAGAACAUGUUUAUCCAGCAUACGUGGAGGUGCUUAAUCGUGCAGUAACUUAUGCUUGUGGCCUUCCAUUAGCUUUGGAAGUAAUAGGUGCCAACCUGUGUGGAAAAAGUAUACAACAAUGCAUAUCUGUCAUAGAUCAAUACAAAAGAAUUCCAAACAAUCGAAUCCAAGAGACUCUUAAAGUAAGCUUUGAUGCGUUGCAGGAAGAAGAGAAGAGAGUUUUUCUUGACAUUGCUUGUUGCUUCAAAGGAUAUAAAUUAACAGAAGUUGAAGAAAUACUUCAUGCUCAUCAUGGUGCUUGUAUGAAAUAUCAUAUUGGCGUGUUGGCUGAAAAAUCUCUCAUAAAGAUUGGUCAGUAUGAUAGAGUUACAUUGCAUGACUUGGUAGAGGACAUGGGCAAGGAAAUUGUCAGACAAGAAUCAGCAGAAGAACCAGGGAAGCGCAGUAGGUUAUGGUUACCGAAAGAUAUAAUCCAAGUUUUGGAAGACAACACUGGAACAAGUGAAAUUAAAAUCAUAUGUCUGGAUUUCCCCUUGUUUGAAAACAAAAUGGUAGAAUGGAAUGGGAUGGCUUUCCAGAAGAUGCAAAACCUCAAAACACUUAUUAUUAGAAAUGGAAUUUUUUCUGAUGAUCCCAAAUGUUUUCCAAAUAGUUUGAGAGUGUUGGAAUGGUGGAGAUAUCCUUCACAUUGUUUACCAUCUAAUUUUCAACCAAAACAACUUGCAAUAUGCAAGUUACCCCAUAGUCUCUUUAUGUCAUUUGAGAUGGAUGGAUUAAGCAAGAAGCUCAGGAAUCUACGGGUUUUGAAUUUUGAAUGCUGUGAAUGUUUAACUCAGAUACCCGAAGCCGUAUCUGAUCUCCAAAAUUUGGAGGAACUUUCAUUUCAAAAUUGUGUAAAUUUAGUUAGAGUUCAUAAUUCGGUUGGUUUGCUGGAGAAACUUAGGAUAUUGGAAGCUUCUGGUUGCAUCAAGCUUAGGAAUUUUCCACCCCUGAAGUUGACUUCUCUUGAAAAACUUGAACUUUCACAUUGUUCUAGUCUUGAGAGUUUUCCAGAAAUUAUAGGAAAGAUGGAAAACAUAAGGGAACUUCGGUUGCUAGGAACUUUCAUAAAAGAGUUGCCACUUUCAUUUAAAAAUCUAACUCGGCUUAAAAAGUUGUCCCUGCUAUUCUGUGGAAUUGUUCAGUUACAAAGCAGCAUUGUCAUGAUGCCAGAACUGACUUUUAUUGAGGCUUGGGGAUGGAAAGGGUGGCAGUGGAUAAAGUGGGAAGAGGACGAAGAAAAAGAUGGCUCAAUGAUAUCUUCAAAAGUAGAAUUGCUUUGGGCGCCAAAAUGCAACCUGCGUGAUGAUUUUUUUCAAAUAGGUUUCACACGGUUUGCUCAUGUUAAAGAUUUAGACCUAUCGAACAAUAAUUUCACACACCUUCCUGAAUGCAUCAAAGAAUGUCAAUUUUUAAAAAAGCUUGACGUGAGUUGUUGCAAUCAUCUUCGGGAAAUCAGAGGAAUCCCACCAAAGUUGAAACAUUUCAACGCAACAAACUGUUUAUCGCUGACAUCCUCGAGUAUAAGCAUGUUCCUAAACCAGGAUCUGCAUGCGAAUAGAAAAACUAUGUUAGUUUUGCCAGGAUCUUGGAAACCCGAAUGGUUUGAUCACAUAAGUUAUGGACCUUCAUGUUCUUUCUGGAUUCGCAACAAAUUCCCUGGCAAAGUUCUUUGUCAUUUUGUUGCACCGGAGGAUAGAGACAUUAGAGAUUAUGUUAAACCCAUGUUGUGCAUCAAUGACAAAGUUUAUUUAUGUUUCUUUGAUAGGCUCAAGUUCUUGAAGUUGGGAGCAGAACACACAUUUCUUUUCGAUCUACGAAAUUUAAUCUUCACCAACAAUCUGUAUGAAGUGCCUUUACAGAAUGAAUGGAACCCUGUGAAGGUUAUAUUUUUUAAUUUGAAAGCAGCCUCAAUGCCUACACAAGUGCCUAUACAAAUUGGAAUCCAUGUAUUCAAGCGGGAAAGUAGCAAUGAAGAUAUUAUGUUCACUAAUCCUUAUACAAAGAAGAGGAAGCUAGAAAAGAUCCUAACUGGUUUUCCCAAUACAUCCAACUACAUUUUGGACUUUGAUCUUUCUGGUUACUGGUUUUCCCAAUACAUGCAAGCCUUUCACCAAGACCAAAUUUUGAAUAAUGGCAAAAUUAAGCUUCUGACGGGGUGAAAAGAUUUUUGCACUUUUUAUCUAUGCUAUAAUUAAAGUGCACCAUAGUCACACCCACGACAUUUACUCAUUUUUCAAAUUUUGUAAACCCUUGAACCACACCCUGCACCCCUUUCCUCUCCAACUUGUUUGCGGUCCAAGCCUCCACUUGCCAAAUUUGGUGAAGCUUUCUUACUCAUUGCACCAACCAAGCUUGUUCUUCAUCCCUGCACACACGACACCAGAUAUGACAAGAACAUAAUGUGCAUCUACGUAUCGAGGUGAUAGUUCUUUACAAGGUGAACGAGAAGAAAACCUACAACAUCAGUUCGUAGAAGGUCGUCGUGAAGAAGUUGGGACAUUACAUGACCUGAUGUUCACGAGGAUAACGAGGAUGUUAUUGAACAACAGGAUGAUGUUGUUGAGCAGCACAAGGAUGUUGUUCAAGAACAAAAUGAAAUAUGUGGAUUUCCAGAAGGAUCUGCAUGUGAUUCAAAAAACUGUUACUUUUGCCAGGAUCUAGGAACCCUGAAUGGUUCAAUCACAUUAGUUAUGAACCAUCAAGUUCUUUCUGGAUUCGCAAAACAUUGCAAAGUUCUUUAUCUUUUUGUUGCACCGAAGGAUAGAGAAAUUAGUGAUUAUGUUAAACCCAUGUCGCUCAUCAAUGACAAAGUUUAUGUAUGUUUCUUUGAUAAGCUCAAGUUCUUGAAGUUGGGAGCAGAACACAUUUCUUUUCGAUCUACGAAAUUUAAUUUUCACCAACAAUCUGUAUGAAGUGCCUAUAGAGAAUGAAUGGAACCAUGUGAAGGUUAUAUUUUUUAAUUUGACAGCAGCA